Rhipicephalus sanguineus (brown dog tick) is the source of this 1351-nucleotide messenger RNA. RefSeq lists its product as uncharacterized. Bases 21 to 1211 code for a protein of 396 amino acids. The record is from RefSeq and is a predicted model, not a curated record. Gene Ontology annotation, biological process: phosphatidylserine exposure on apoptotic cell surface; apoptotic process involved in development; engulfment of apoptotic cell. The transcript is spliced from 3 exons. Gene Ontology annotation, cellular component: plasma membrane. NCBI's taxonomy places the organism in Eukaryota, Metazoa, Arthropoda, Arachnida, Ixodida, Ixodidae.
UUGAUACAGGCACUCACUGGAUGCUCAUGACCGGCUGGCUGGUGUGGCAGAAAACAGACUUUUGUCCGUCGCGCUGGGAAGAGCUCGUGUACAAUGCCGUCGUGGGUGCCAUCUAUACAUUCUGCUUCUUCAACGUGCGCGAUGGCCAUUCUCGCAGCCGCGUCGUCGUGUUCUACAUUCUCAUUGGCCUCCAGAAUGUCGCAUUCCUCAUCGUCUACUGUGUCACGAGGGGUGAAGGCGAUGACCUGCAUGUCAUCACUUCGGCAGCUGUGGUGCUGGGAAGCUUUGGCAUCGGCAUGUACUGCAUGGCACUGUACUACCGGUUCUUUCACCCCAGUGGGCCCAUCUACCUUUGCAGUGACAAAACUGCACAUGAAGAGAGUGUGCAAAUGCAGGAACAGGGCAACGUCUCCGGUGAUGUGUCUACACCACCGAUCAAGCCAUUCUCAGCCGCUGUCAGUGCAUCGCACUCGUUUCGUACCCUCAAAUAUGCAAACUGUGCGCACCAUAUGGCAUCUACACCCCGCCAGAUGGAUCCGGAAAGGGCAUCGUCUUUGAGUGGCGACAGCACGAUUUCUCCGUGCAGUGAGGACACGCCGAAUAGCGCGAGGAUCUUCGACAAAGCAACAGCCGAAGAGAUGGAAACGGGCGAAAUGGAGGACAGCAACAUGUACCGCAUCAACGUCAAUCUCUCUGGGGACGCGGCAAGCCAGCUACAAUCUCGUCGAGUGCGUUUCGACUUGAAGGACUGCUCACUUGACGAGAGCCACCGGUGGCAUUCGGAGGACUGCAGCUUCGCCGACGUCAAAUCCGACUCGGACGAUGUCACGGCCCUCAGCAUCACGAAGGAUCGCCUUGCCAGCCACCACCACGUCGUCAACUACAACUUCCGCCCGUUUGUCGGCGAAGGCGCUCGCGCGCAUCCGUUCAAAAGACACUGCUCCUGUCUAGUGCUGUUUGAAUGCCCGCCGGACCUCGGCUUCGAGUCGCUCCUUUUGUCGACGGACAGCAAAGGGUCAGAGAAGAAAGCGCUGCUAAACGUGAUGUCAACGCCAAAUGUGAGACUGCAGCGUUUCAACGACGAGAGCGGUAGCGAUUCGGCGGCGUCGUGGUCGAUGCACAACUUCCUAGCUGCGGAUCGGUGCACCGAGGACUUGUCAGAGAGCGUAGCCAGUGAUCUUGCCAGUGGGUCAACAACGCUUCUCGUCUGAACUGGUCACUUUACACCAAAAGCUCUGAUAGCUGUAUUGCGCAAAGCUGCGGUGACGACCUAUAUGGUCACUGCAUGGCACCAACAUUCAUCCACGUGAAACAUCCAGCUACGUUCGCGCACUUCUCGCACACAGCCAAG